This is a messenger RNA of Poeciliopsis prolifica (blackstripe livebearer), 2415 nucleotides long. RefSeq names its product ectonucleoside triphosphate diphosphohydrolase 1 (gene entpd1). Gene Ontology annotation, molecular function: UDP phosphatase activity; GDP phosphatase activity. NCBI's taxonomy places the organism in Eukaryota, Metazoa, Chordata, Actinopteri, Cyprinodontiformes, Poeciliidae. The transcript has 10 exons. The record is from RefSeq and is a predicted model, not a curated record. Gene Ontology annotation, cellular component: plasma membrane. Bases 481 to 2079 code for a protein of 532 amino acids. Gene Ontology annotation, biological process: nucleoside diphosphate catabolic process.
AGAAAUAAACAGCAGGACCAUCUGUGAAUGGAUCAACAUAUCUGCAGGCAAGUCAUGUUUUGAGUCUGCACCAAAGUCAGAACAUGCAGACACACGCACAACCAAGAAGAAAAGGGAAUUCCUAUCCGUCAGUGAGAUGACAUCACAACCUCCUGGUGAUAAAAAGAGAGCCAAACAAGGGAGUCCCCGCUUUCCCCCGCUUCCCCUCCCACCUCAACGUCCUGCGGGGAGAACAAACAGUUAGAGCAUGUGGCUCUCGUUAGUUUAGAGAACUUUUAAGGAGUUCAUGCUCGCACGAGAGCUUCUUGCCCAUCAACAAACGCUUGGCGAGCUGCGUUUCCACAGUGACCAGUUUUACUGCCCCAGGAAGGGGAGGAAAUGCCAAACUCAGACUGGAGAACUGCUCCGACAGCACUGAGUUUUAUUCUAAUCCUGUCUGGACACGGCUGAAAACCUCACCUUUAUCGCUGUCAUUUCCCUAUGUCAUUUCCCUCCUGCGCCUGUCUUGUCUGUAUUUUCUCUCUCUCUCUCUUCCCUCCAUUUUUCUCUCUCGGCAUCCACUCCCCUUCGUUCACUAUCAUUGCCAACUUCACUGACAGAGAGAUGAAAGAGAAAAACCCCUGGCACACGCCGCUGACCAUCAUCAUCACUGUGAUUGGUGUCAUAGCGAUUGUUGCCCUGGUGACAGUUGCGGUUUUGCAGAACAGACCUGUCCUCCAAAAGUACAAGUAUGGGAUUGUGCUCGACGCCGGCUCUUCCCACACAGCUCUUUAUAUCUACGAGUGGCCAGCAGAGAAGGAUAACAAUACUGGAAGAGUUGAACAGAAGCAUUCCUGCAAAGUAAAAGGUAAAGGUAUCUCAAGCUAUGCAGCUGAACCAGAGAAAGCUGGAGAGUCACUGACAGAGUGCAUGCGAGAAGCCGAGAUGCAGGUUCCCUCAAGAAGACACCAGGAGACCCCGCUCUACCUGGGGGCUACAGCUGGAAUGAGACUGCUGAAUAUAGAGAACAAGGCGGCAUCAGACAAGGUGUUUGAGGCUGUGGAGAAAGCCCUGCAAAGAUUCCCUUUUUCGUAUCAGGGGGCAAGAAUACUCAGCGGGCAAGAGGAGGGCGCCUUCGGCUGGGUCACCGUCAACUACUUGGAUGAUCGUCUCAAACAGGGUCUAGAAACAACGGGGGCUCUUGACCUGGGUGGGGCCUCAACUCAAAUCAGCUUUGUACCUCGUGAAUAUGACAUUUCAGAGUCACCAAGCAACUCUGUGGCUUUCCGACUCUAUGGAAAUGACUACAAUCUGUACACUCACAGCUUCCUGUGCUAUGGGAAGGACCAAGUGCUAAGAAUGGCUCUGGCACAUCAGACUCAGUCAGGUCCAAUAACAAUGUCUGAUCCGUGCUUCCACCCAGGCUAUUCAAUGACAAAGAAUUACAACACCCUGUAUGACAGCCCAUGUGUCUUAGAAAGGAAACCAAAAGAAGCUCCUUUAAACUUCACUCACAGAGGAGCAGGAAACUUUUUACAAUGCCAGGAAGUUGUCAAAAGUCUGUUUAACUUUAUGUCCUGCAAAUACACUAAAUGCUCUUUCAACGGGAUCUUCCAGCCACCUCUGCAAGGAUCAUUUGGGGCCUUCUCUGCGUACUACUUUGUGAUGAACUUCCUCAACCUGACUGAUACUUCCAUCCCAUUGGAAACUGUGAAGAAAAAUCUAGCAAACUACUGUGCAACCCCAUGGAAUCAGAUAAAGCAGCAACACACAGAUGUUAAAGAGAAAUACCUGGCUGAAUAUUGUUUUUCUGGCACAUACAUCCUCACACUGUUGACAGAAGGAUACGGCUUCACUACGGAGACUUUCUCCAAGAUAAAAUUCAUCAAAGAGAUAAAAGGCAGUGAUGCAGGCUGGACACUGGGCUACAUGUUGAACCUGACCAACAUGAUUCCAGCAGAGGCUCCAGAUUCACCCCCACUCCCACACGCUGGCUACGUCUCCAUAGUCACUGUCAUCGCAUUGCUGCUUUUCGUCCUUUUCAUCCUCAGCUUGCGUCCUGUCUGGCCCAAAUGCUCCAAGCAACCACAGAUUGUAUAAACACAACAAAGUAUCCAUGUCUGAGUGCUGUGUCAGGAACAUCUGCAAACAGUUGUGAGUGUGUGUUUGUGUGGGUGAAAGGUCAUGUGACGCUGUCAAAUAUGGUCCUGCAACUCCUGCUGUUUCAAGGAUUUUUCAGAAGGGCAUACGUUUUCACUCAUCAGGAGAGUGAGACGUCUGACUGAAGGACAUUUUCUCAACUUAAAUAUGGGGCUUGGACUUGAACGAGCAAAACUGAAUGCAUGUGUGCAUCCGCAUUGGCAUGCAUGUCUGUGUCCUGAAUUAUGCUGUGAAUAUGUAACUGUAUAAAUAAAGUAACCCGAGUUUAUAUGAAAA